Brassica napus (rape) is the source of this 1775-nucleotide messenger RNA. Its product is annotated as alpha-1,3-mannosyl-glycoprotein 2-beta-N-acetylglucosaminyltransferase. Gene Ontology annotation, molecular function: alpha-1,3-mannosylglycoprotein 2-beta-N-acetylglucosaminyltransferase activity. Lineage: Eukaryota; Viridiplantae; Streptophyta; Magnoliopsida; Brassicales; Brassicaceae. The record is from RefSeq and is a predicted model, not a curated record. The transcript has 17 exons. Gene Ontology annotation, cellular component: Golgi apparatus. The coding region runs from base 126 to 1517 and encodes 463 amino acids.
CCAAAACGACGCGGUUUCAAACAACAACAACAAAAAAAAAAAACAAACAAGUGGGAUAGCUGAGCUGAGCUCCGGGCGGCAACCUCCUCCUCCUCUCUCUCAUCAUCAUCAUCUUCGUAAGAGAAAUGGCGAGGGUUCCUUGUGACUUGAGAUUUCUUCUCAUACCGGCAGCUUUCAUGUUCAUUUACAUCCAGAUGAGGCUUUUCCAGACGCAAUCACAGUAUGCAGAUCGCCUCAGUUCAGCUCUCGAGUCAGAGAACCAUUGUACUAGUCAAUUGCGAUCCCUCAUUGAUCAAGUAAGCACUAAACAGUCCCGGAUUCUCGCUCUCGAAGGUAACUACUCUCAAUCCCUCUUCUUCUUUUCCCUUUCCCUUCCUUUAUCACCUUUCUUUCUUGUAGAUUUGAAGAACCGCCAGGACCAACAACUCGUGCAGCUUAAGGAUCUUAUCCACACCUUUGAAAGUAAAGGGAUAGCAAAGCUCACUCAAGGUGGACAGGGGCCUCUGGCAGCUGUUGUGAUUAUGGCCUGCAGUCGUGCUGACUAUCUUGAACGCACUGUCAACUCUGUUUUAAAAUAUCAAAGUCCCAUUGCUUCAAAGUAUCCUCUCUUUAUUUCUCAGGAUGGAUCUAAUCAAGCCGUCAAGAGCAAGUCUUUGAGCUAUACUCAACUAACGUAUAUGCAGCACUUAGAUUUUGAACCAGUCAUCACCGAAAGGCCUGGCGAACUGAUUGCCUACUACAAAAUUGCACGUCACUACAAGUGGGCACUAGACCAGUUGUUUUACAAACAUAAAUUUAGUCGAGUGAUUAUACUAGAAGAUGAUAUGGAAAUUGCUCCAGACUUCUUUGAUUACUUUGAGGCUGCAGCUCGUCUCAUGGAUAGGGAUGGAACCAUUAUGGCUGCUUCAUCAUGGAAUGAUAAUGGCCAGAAGCAGUUUGUGCAUGAUCCCUAUGCACUUUACCGAUCAGAUUUUUUUCCUGGCCUGGGGUGGAUGCUGAAGAGAUCGACUUGGGAUGAGCUAUCACCAAAGUGGCCAAAGGCUUAUUGGGAUGAUUGGCUGAGAUUGAAGGAAAACCAUAAAGGCCGCCAAUUUGUUCGACCAGAAGUCUGCCGAACAUACAAUUUUGGUGAACAUGGGUCUAGUUUGGGACAGUUUUUCAGUCAGUAUCUGGAACCUAUAAAGCUAAAUGAUGUGAAGGUUGACUGGAACGCGAUGGACCUGGGAUACCUGACAGAGGGAAACUAUACCAAGUACUUUUCUGGCUUAGUGAGACAAGCACGACCAAUUCAAGGGUCUGACCUUGUCUUAAAGGCUCAAAAUAUAAACGGCGAUGUUCGUAUCCGGUAUGAAGACCAAGCAGAGUUUGAACGCAUUGCAGGGGAGUUUGGCAUAUUUGAAGAAUGGAAGGAUGGUGUGCCCCGAACAGCAUAUAAAGGAAUAGUUGUGUUCCGAAUCCAGACUACUAGACGUGUAUUCCUGGUAGGCCCAGAUUCUGUGAUGCAGCUUGGAAUUUGAAAAUCCUGAUGCAAAACAAAACACAUAUGAAAGCAAAGGAAGAUCAUUUUGACCACAGGCAGCCUUUCUUCAAACAGCUGUUUGCACUUUCUGGCUGUAUAAUUCAAGGAUGAGUUUGUAGACAGGGGGUGGUUUAACUUAACAGCUAGAAAGCUCUGGUGACCUGUGUCAUAGGUUUUAAAGUCAAGGGAACCCACUCCUUUAAAGGAGCAGACUUAAAACACAUUUCAGUCGUUAUAUAACCUGAUUGUUUUGUUG